AAUAUAUAUAACGUGAAGCACCCUUUCCGUUGCAUUGGUGGUGGUUGCAAACAUUUGCCCAUGAACACCGUUAGACAGCUUACUAUUUAAUUAUUUAAAAUAUAUAUUACUGUAAAUAUGGAUGACCAGGGGUGCCCACGAUGCAAGACGACCAAAUAUAGGAAUCCGUCGCUGAAACUGAUGGUGAACGUGUGUGGUCAUACACUGUGCGAGAGCUGCGUGGAGAUGCUGUUUGUGCGCGGCUCGGGGAACUGCGUGCAGUGCGACACGCCGCUCAGGAAGAGCAACUUCCGCGUGCAGCUCUUCGAGGACCCCGCCGUGGACAAGGAGGUGGAGAUCCGCAAGAAGAUCCUGAAGAUAUACAACAAGAGAGACACGGACUUCCCCAGCCUGAGGGAGUAUAACGACUACCUGGAGCAGGUGGAGGAGAUCGUCUUUAACCUGACCAACAAUGUGGACAUGGAGAAUACCAAGCAGAUGAUGGAGCAGUACCAGAGAGAGAACAGGGACAUCAUUCAGAGGAACAAAGUCAAACUGUCGCGGGAGCAGGAGGAGUUGGAGGAGCUGCUCCUGGUGGAGCAGCAGGGCAAUGAGAAGCGGAGGCUGGAGUGCCUGCAGGAGGAGCAGAGGCAGCUGCUGACCAAGAGGAAGAACAAGCAGGCCCUGCUGGACGAGCUGGAGAGCUCCCAGUUGCCUGCCACUCUGCUCCUGGCCCAGCACAAGGACCGGGCGGCCCAGCUGGAGAGCCAGCUGGAGAAGCAGCGGCAGGUGGUGAAGCCCACCAUCUUCUCCACGGGCAUCUCCAUGGGUGAGACCAUCUCGCUGCAGCCGGUGGUCCGGAUGGAGGAGGUGCUGUACCAGUACCAGCCUCUGCAGGUGCACACCUACGGACCCCCCGUGCCCCAGCUGGAACAGCUGGGCAGGCUGGGGUACCUGAACCACGUGCGCGCUGCCUCCCCCCAGGACACGGCUGGGGGGUACACCUCGGGCCUGGCCUGCCACAGAGCCGUGCAGGACGCCUUCAGCGGGCUCUUCCCCGCGCUGCACUGACCCCCCAGGGGCACAGACCCCCCCCCCCCCCUUUACCCUGUCUGUGUGUGACGUGAGCCCUGCUCCCCUCACACUGCUGCUCAGAGACCAAUG
Molecule: messenger RNA, 1143 nt
Organism: Anguilla anguilla (European eel)
Lineage: Eukaryota; Metazoa; Chordata; Actinopteri; Anguilliformes; Anguillidae
Gene: mnat1
Product: MNAT1 component of CDK activating kinase
Exons: 8
Coding region: 118-1050 (310 amino acids)
Biological process (GO): nucleotide-excision repair; positive regulation of cyclin-dependent protein serine/threonine kinase activity; regulation of transcription by RNA polymerase II
Cellular component (GO): transcription factor TFIIH holo complex
Molecular function (GO): cyclin-dependent protein serine/threonine kinase activator activity
Source: RefSeq, a predicted model, not a curated record